GUUAUACACAGAUUGAUCAGUUGUACCACGUCAAGCCUCCCAAGUUGCAUGCGAGAGCUUGGUAGUUUCCCGAUGCCAACACACAUGCGAAUGGAUUGUGUUCAAAUCCAGGGAAGAUAAAAAAAAUGUUCCAUUCCGUCUCUCACACAUUUUUCUUCGUUUUGAUGACAUUAUGGAUGUUAAUGUCCGGCACACUAGCGGCUAUCCAUUCUAAAACACCACUGACGAAAUGUUGUUUUAAUCAUCAAGCUUACAUGGCCGAAUUGGAUGUCUGUCGUGAUUGGAAAAGACCCAUAACUCAUUCCAAAUUGUCGGAAGCCCCGCCCGUCUACUCUUUAGGAAGAAGCUCUGAACCGGCUCCCGUUCAUGUGGAAACUGACAGCUUUGUAAUGACUCACCAGUUGAAACGUUGCCCUGUAGGAUACGUCGGAAUGAGCAGCCCAGAUUUCAAAUUCUAUGAGGACGGUUCCAUCUUUAGUCUGGAGGAACACAUAACUUACCAAGCCGGCGAAUUUUGCAUACAAGAAACGUUUCCUUCCGGACGGCUAGUGGCUCGCUAUUGCGUCAGAGAUCCAUGCAAUCGCACAGACGUCUGCAUACGGAAAUGCUGUCCAAAUUACACAGCUUUUGACAUUUCUUCGACGCGUUGCAUUAACCAUUUGAGCAAUUUGACCGUGACGCUGUACAACAACACGGGAUAUCCUCUUCACAUCAAAAGCGAAGAUCUUUUCAUUCGGGAUGGAAUAGCUCCGCAAUGCCGGGAUGGUUUCAAGCACAGACUGCUGGAUGUAAAUGAUUAUAUCAUGCUACCUAAUGGUUUACUGGACAUUCUUCAAACUCGGCGUUGCUCCGGAGCUCAAAAAGACGGUGGCCUAAUCACUGACGAAUAUUGUAUCGACCAUUUCGUGGAUGUCAAUGGCACAUCUGGAGAACGCGCCCUGGUCUGCGUUGAAGAUGACACGAAUUCAACUUAUCCGAUCUUCUUGUUCGUUUCGUCAUUCUUCUUGGUCGCAACAUUUGCUGUCUACGCCCUAAUACCUGAAAUUCGAAAUAUUCAUGGUGUGGUCAUCAUGUGCUAUGUUGUAUCUCGGGCUGGUGCCUACCUGAUUUUCGGCACUCUACAAUUAGUAGGCACAACUAGAUCAACAAUUGCUUGUAGAGCUAUGUCCAUCCUCAUUCACUUCUCCUACCUGUCGACUUACACAUGGCUCAAUGCCGUUUGUUUCGACAUUUGGUGGACUCUAAAAUCCAUGCAACCGUGCAGUUCCGUCAACCAGGCCAUCCGUCAAAAUAAUCUGGGCAAACCAUUUGUUGCUUAUUCACUCUAUUCGUGGGGACUGGCCGCAAUCAUCGUCAUAAUUGGACAAGUCCUAGAUUAUUACAAAAUUUCGGCAUCUGAAUCGAUCAUCAGAUCACAAUUUGGCGAGGAUGCUUGCUGGUUUUCGAGUUAUGGAGCCAUGUUUGCAUACGUGUAUGGUCCGGUUUGCAUCUUGAUUCUUGUCGAUAUCAUCUUUUUCGUUAUGACAAGCGUCCUUCUUCGUCGAGCUGGAAUCGGCGCAGGCAAUCGCCAUGCUCGCGAAAAAUACCGUUUACGUGUCAUUUUCGGUCUGUUUGUCCUGAAAAUCGUCUCUUGGCUGGCCGAGUUUAUCACUUACGCAAUCGGCUGUCUAAACGAGGCAUCGUACGCCAUCGACGUUAUCGAAACGCUAUCCAGCGUCUUGACGUUUGCCAUUUUCGUCUGUAAACCAAAUGUUUGGCGUUUGUUUAAACAGAAAUGCCCAUGUCUGGAACGACUGGAACGCAUUCUACCUUACAGCGCAAACGCAAACAAUAGGUGCAGCACUGUACCGACCCUUUCGACCAACGUCAGUUCCAGGGAGCACCUCCACGCCGAUUUAAUUAAGAGCAUAUCAUCACGAUUCCGUAAAUAGAAUGAAGAGCCUUUUCCAUUUGUCCGACGUCCAUGACGUAAAAUAAAACG
Molecule: messenger RNA, 1981 nt
Organism: Daphnia carinata
Lineage: Eukaryota; Metazoa; Arthropoda; Branchiopoda; Diplostraca; Daphniidae
Product: G-protein coupled receptor Mth2-like
Exons: 7
Coding region: 126-1931 (601 amino acids)
Biological process (GO): cell surface receptor signaling pathway; G protein-coupled receptor signaling pathway
Cellular component (GO): membrane
Molecular function (GO): G protein-coupled receptor activity
Source: RefSeq, a predicted model, not a curated record